AUGCAGACGAACCGAGCACCGCAGUUGGCUUCUCUUUAUGUUGGUGAUCUUCAUCCAGAUGUUACGGAGGCGAUGCUGUACGAGCUCUUCAACCCAGUUGGUCCAGUGGCAUCUAUCCGUAUAUGCCGAGACAAGACAACCAGGAAGUCUUUGGGCUACGGCUAUGUUAAUUUCCACAACGUGAAGGAUGCAGAAACGGCUCUGGACUCUCUAAGCUAUGCAAGCAUCCACGGCCGAAGUUGCCGUCUCAUGUGGAGUCAGAGAGAUGCUGGACAGAGAAAGGCCAACAACAGCAACGUCUACGUUGCAAACCUGGACAAAAACAUUGACAACAAGGCGCUGCACGACACUUUCAGCGUGUUUGGGGAGAUUCGGUCCUGCAAGGUUGCAGCUGAUUUACUUGGAAAUUCCUUUGGGUAUGGCUUCGUCCACUUCGAAACCGAAGAGGCAGCGAAGGAUGCCAUUGAAAGGCUCAACAAUGUGGAGGUAGGCGGCCAGAAAAUUCAAGUAUGCAUGUGCGAGAAUCGAAAAGAGGGUGGCCCGAACAGUGCGGAGGACUUCACCAAUUUGUACGUGAAGUGUUUUCCGUCGUCUUGGGAUGAGGAAGCUGUGCGAUGUGAGUUCAGCAAAUUCGGCAGACUCACUGGCAUUGCAGUCCGCACAGAUGCGCAAGGUCGCAGAAGUGCUUUCGUCAAUUUUGAACUGCACGAAGAUGCCAGACGAUGUGUGCAAGAGAUGCACAUGAAGGACAUGCGAGGUCCUGAAGAACAGGACACUCCGGAGGAGGUGGGAUCAGACGGGCAUCCGCUGUCACGACUCUAUGUGCAAAGAGCUCAGCCAAAGUCGGAAAGGGAGCGCAUCCUCAAAAAGCAGUUCGCCGAGGAUGCCGCACUCAAGAACCCGUCCAAAAUCAGUUUGUACGUGAAAGGCUUGCAUGAGGACAUCACAGAUGAAGAUCUUCGAAAACUCUUCGAGCCCUUCGGCCAUGUCUUGUCGGCUUCGGCGCCCUCCGAUGCCAAUGGGAAGUGCCGUGGCUUUGGUUUCGUGAACUUCGGCUCACUCGAGGAAGCUACGAAGGCAGUGUCGCAGAUGCAUCUGCGUGUGGUGCAUGGAAGGCCUAUUCAUGUGGAUUUGGCCGAAAGCAAGAAGGAUCGCCAGGCACGUCAGCAGCGAUCACAGCGAUUUGGCACAGGCCGAGGCAUGCCAGGAGCUCGCUUUCCGGGUGGCUUCGGGAUGCCAAGGCCGGGUGUGAUGUUUGCUCCUCCGAUAAAUGGUCCUCAGAUGAUGCCGCGAGCUGGCUAUGGUGGCUGCGGCGGCUGCGGUGGCUGUGGCGGCUGCGGCGGCUGCGGGGGCUGUGGCUUCGGUGGCUGCGGCUGUGGCGGCUGUGGCUGCGGCGGCUGUGGCUUCGGCGGCUCUCCGAUGUUUCCUCCGCCGCUUGGUCUGGGUCUGGGCGGGCUGGGCCCAGCCCAAAACGGAAUGCGGGGCCCGCCUCCGAUGGCCUUGGCGCAUGGUCGUGGGCAGGGCCUUAGUGGCCAAGCCUCAGGACCGCAGUUUAAAGGCCCUGCAGUUACAGCAGCAACUUUGGCAUCCAUGCCGCCGCCAAUGCAAAAGCAGCUUCUUGGAGAGAAGCUUUAUGCUGAGAUCGCGCGGAUGAAUGGUGUUCAUGCGGGAAAGAUUACUGGAAUGAUGCUUGAGAUGGAGAACAGCGACAUUCUUGCUUUCCUUGAGUCGCCUGAGCGCCUGCAGUCCAAAGUCUCAGAGGCUUUAGAAAUGCUGACACGGUAA
Messenger RNA from Symbiodinium sp. CCMP2592, 1785 nucleotides. The record is from the annotation of a GenBank genome assembly. NCBI's taxonomy places the organism in Eukaryota, Dinophyceae, Suessiales, Symbiodiniaceae.